Condylostylus longicornis is the source of this 2751-nucleotide messenger RNA. RefSeq lists its product as uncharacterized. Bases 91 to 1947 code for a protein of 618 amino acids. The transcript has 2 exons. Lineage: Eukaryota; Metazoa; Arthropoda; Insecta; Diptera; Dolichopodidae. The record is from RefSeq and is a predicted model, not a curated record.
GUGUCGAACACACUUUUUGCACCUCUAAAAAAAUGACCCGUUAGCAAAUUUCUAUUUUCAAUUCAAAUUUUGAAUUGGACUGACUAGGUAAUGGAGAAAUAUAAUACUUUAUCACAAUACAGCGAAACUUGUAUACACCUGUUAAGUGAAACAAUAAUGUUGUCCAAUAUAAUAAAGGAACCUUUAGAAAAACUUGCACAAUUCGGAGGAAAUAUAUCUCGAUUUGUAAUGGAUGAUAUAAAUGAAAAAUUUUAUAAUGAAUUGUUAAACAGUAUCAAUAAUGUAAGAAACUUGCUUAAUGAAUUUGUUGAACGAGUACGUUUUAUGCAAAUGGAUUCUAAUUCAAUAUUUGGUAAACUAGUUAAAAAUGAUAAAUUGUGUGAACUAUUUAAGAAACGAUAUUCUUAUGUUUAUAAAUAUAACUUUUUACAAAAUGACGUACUGUAUUUCGAAUCCAAAAAUAUUAAAAGAACAUGUAUAAUAAUUAACAAGUCGUUGAAACUUGAUGGGCUUUACAUUUACGAUUUAUCAUAUUACAACAUUUAUAAAUAUUUCUUCAAUUUAUUAAGAAAUUUAAAUGAUAAUCUGAAGCCUCUGGGUAGACUUCCUAAAUUUGGUGAACUAUUUGCUAUAAAAUAUUGUGGAAUAAUUUACAGAGCUGUUAGAGAAAACGAAGUAUCCAACUCAAAAUAUAUGAAUUGUUUCCUUUUAGAUUAUGGCAUAGAAAUUGAAGUUGAAAGAAAUAACACUUCAUUUCUUGAUUUGCCUCGUGAUUUGAAACACCAUCCAUCUUUGGCACUUUUUUGCAAACUUAGCAUAUUUUCUGACAAUUCAAAAUCGACAAAAGAACAUUUUUAUGAAAAUAUGGUAGAUCCAACAAUUAAAUACAACUUUAAAAUAGUAAAUAAAGAAGAUGACUGUUGGUAUAUAGAUUUAGAGGAAUAUCAUAAUCCCUUCUCCAGUAUUUUAACUCAAGCUGAAAUGCAAGACUUGAAUAUACUAACGCCAACUUGUACGGAUGCACAAUUUGGUGAAAUUCUUGCAGAAAAUUCCAUUAACAUAUCUGAAAUUAUACUUUCUUCAGAAAAUUGCAUGAUGAAAUAUUUUAGUCAACUGGAUUUACUGUCAAACUCUUCCCAACUUACUGAUUAUGAGAAAGCAAUUUUGUGCGAAGAACCAUUCAAUAACUCAAAUACUUUAAAAUCGAUUAGAGGAUACGACACUAAGGAUACUGCGUCAACACGUAAAUUUGUAGCUCAAGAUGAACAUCUAUUUAAUGACGUGCAAUCAUUAAGUAAAUGGAGACAAAAUAAAAAAAUUGUAUCAGAAAAAAUACUGCCAUUAGAAAUUCCGGAAAUUGGUUCUUUUAUUAUGAUUAUACCCACGGCAAUCGAAUGUUGCACCACAUUUUUUGGUCAGGUCCAAAAAUUUGAUUCAUGCUAUCCCGAACCUUCUAUUGGUGAACUAACUAGAAAGUGGAAUUCUCACGAAGAAAUGGCAAAAUGCGAACCUUAUGAUUCAACACCCAUUUUAUUUGAGUUGGUUUUUGCUAAAUAUACUGACGGAUUUUUUUAUAGAGCCAAAGUAAUUCAAAACCGGGAUAAUAACUACUUUGUGGUUAUAUAUUUGGACUAUGGCAAUAUUGAAAUAGUUCAUCUUAAUGAUUUGAGAAAAUGGGAUAAAAAAUAUGAAGUUAUACCAUGUCAGGCCGAGCACUUUACAUUUGCUAAUGUUAAAGUUAAGCCUGGAAAGGCGGAAGACUUGUUACAUCAUCUUCGAAGCAAUUUUUUGAAUAAAACCUAUGUUGUUAAAAUUAUUAGUAAUGCUGAUAGUUUAUUUGUUGAACUGUACGAUAAAGAUGGUAAUGAAAAUUUACUUGAUAAAAUGAUAGAGGAAGAAUUUUUUAUGAAAGUUACGAAGCACAUUUCGGAAGCAACAAAAUUUUAAUAAACUAAGUUAAAGUUAAAAAAAUUCCAUGAUAUUUGUUACACCAUUUGUUAUUUGUUAAAGCUUUAUAAAAAUAGUAUGAUAUAUAAUAGAAUGCUUUAUAAAUAUAGUAUUGAAUUAUAUAUUUUCACUCAAUCAAGUUUUGUAUGAUAGAAUAAAUCAGAAUUCUGAUGUAGUUUUGCAUAAGUUUUAUGUGAAUCAAAGACAAUAUUCAUUCGGAAAAGACACAUCCACUGUUUAGUACAUAUUAUUAUCCAUAAUAUUAUUACGUCCCGUAGAAUUUCUGAAAAAGAAUAAUAAUUGAAUUAGGUUUUUUACAUUUCUCGGCAAUUCAUCUUAUUGCAGAUAGCUUUAAACAAAUCAGCCCUGUUUUAUGAAAUAUUAGAAAGAAAAUUGAAUACAUUUACAUAUUUUAUAAGGGAAAUGAAGUGCAUUGAAUUCGAUUCUUUGAAAUGAAACCAUAACGUCAUGCAAAAAGACUCUAGAUUAUAUAAUAAUGUCCUUAAUUCAUAUUUUUAGAUUUGAUACAACAUGCGGAUAAUAAAACUGCUUAUAAUUUGUAUUUUAUUUCAAUUUAAUUAAAAAAUUGUCACGAACUAUAAUAUUAUGAUGAUGCAUAUAUAUGUACGUAUGCAUGUACAUUGUUUGAGGCUAUUUUUUAAAAUAAAGUAAACCAAAGCAAUAUGUAUUUACUUGCAUACCAUAUUUUGUAUUAUAUUUUUUAUAUAAUUAUGUACAUACAUAUGUAUAAAUAGACAGACUUUUCAGAAGUUAUAAUAAAAGUAUUUUGUAAGAAAAGUUUAA